UGGUUGGUAUCGUGGCUCGUGGAAAGCACGAGUCCCUGCUCGGGUUGGUAGCUAUUCUCACAAACAAACAAAAAAAUCCAUCACAAAGAAAAAGGAAUCGAUGAAAUCCUAGACGAACAGGAGAAUCCGCAAACAUAACAUCAAAAUCAGGCACUGAUUUCAGUGCAAGGAAGAUAAUACACAUCAUGGAUCAAUGGCAGACCAGCGAUUUGGCUCCUUCAACUUCUCUUCAGUCGUUCCCUGAGCCGAGGCAGAGGACUGAAGCAACGGAUGCGAAGGAUCCGGUGGCGGCAAGGAAAGUGCAGAAAGCUGACCGCGAAAAGCUGAGGAGGGAUCGAUUGAAUGAGCAAUUCCUGGAGCUAGGAAACACGUUAGACCCAGAUAGGCCGAAAAAUGACAAGGCCACCAUUCUUACAGACACAGUCCAAGUGCUGAAGGAUUUAACUGCAGAAGUCAAUAGACUAAAGGCUGAAUGUGCAGUACUCUCCGAGGAAUCACGGGAGCUUAUGCAGGAGAAGAAUGAGCUCAGAGAAGAGAAGGCGUCGUUAAAAUCUGAUAUUGAAAAUCUUAAUAUUCAGUAUCAGCAAAGAGUGAGAGUUAUGUUCCCUUGGGCUGCUGUUGAUCCUUCUGUUGUCAUGGCUCCACCUUACUCAUACCCAGUUCCUGUACCUGUCCCUCCUGGCUCAAUUCCCAUGCAUCCAUCCUUGCAACCGUUUCCCUUCUUUGGAAAUCAGAAUCCUGGUGCUAUUGCUACUCCCUGUUCGACCUUUAUUCAAUAUCCAACAGCUGCCAAUGCCCCAGUUGAGCAACCAUCAACCCAGUUUGGAUCCGCUUCCCAUAUAUCAAGCAAACAAGACUCAAAGAGCAAGUCAUCAGAGCAUCAUAGGGGAGGCAUUACAGAAAGAUGUGAUGAUUCUGACAAUGUGGCAACAGAUCUUGAACUUAAAAUGCCUGGAUCAUCAACACAACAGGAUUUGCCAACUGGAGAAAGGAAGGGUAAACAGUUGCACAGGAAGGAAAAACAUAUCGUGAAUAGGAGCUCCUCAAGCCGAUAUUCGUCAUCUCAAAGCCUUCAGGAUAGUUCCUCUAACAGCGUGGGUGAUGUCCCAAAAGCCCAGUAACUGAACAUUCUGGUUGUUUGUGCCCUUACUCUUUCAUUCGCUAACCUCUUAAGGUAGUGAGCAUUCGCCACUUCACCCUGAUUGUCAUAUCCUCUGCUUGAGAGUCGCCUAGGCCUAAAUCCCAGUCUCUAUUGACCUCUCAUGAAGGAGUAGCUGAAAUCGGGAUUUGCGACCUGCUGCUCUCGGCACCAUGAAGGGCUUGAAAGAGAGGGCCUGUCUUCCAUAGUUUAAGUUAAUUAAAUUAUCAGUAGCAGCAUUAUUGUGUACAUGGGUUAGCCUGUUGAUUGACAUAAGAAUUGUCCGUUCAGUAGAUAAAUCUGUAUGUAAAGUGUUUACAGAAGUCGCCUAACCCUUUGAUUUGUUAGUCCAUUUUAGUUGUAUUUUGCACUUGACAGCUUUAGUGUUUGCAUUUGCGGCCA
This is a messenger RNA of Tripterygium wilfordii, 1540 nucleotides long. Its product is annotated as transcription factor bHLH121-like. Gene Ontology annotation, biological process: intracellular iron ion homeostasis. The coding region runs from base 186 to 1121 and encodes 311 amino acids. The record is from RefSeq and is a predicted model, not a curated record. The transcript is spliced from 5 exons. Lineage: Eukaryota; Viridiplantae; Streptophyta; Magnoliopsida; Celastrales; Celastraceae. Gene Ontology annotation, molecular function: protein dimerization activity; DNA-binding transcription factor activity.